Messenger RNA from Acomys russatus (golden spiny mouse), 1296 nucleotides. RefSeq names its product transmembrane protease serine 11G-like. The coding region runs from base 1 to 1266 and encodes 421 amino acids. Gene Ontology annotation, molecular function: serine-type endopeptidase activity. Gene Ontology annotation, cellular component: plasma membrane; extracellular region. Gene Ontology annotation, biological process: proteolysis. Lineage: Eukaryota; Metazoa; Chordata; Mammalia; Rodentia; Muridae. The transcript is spliced from 9 exons. The record is from RefSeq and is a predicted model, not a curated record.
AUGCAUUUUUCUCUCAAAAGGCCAGGGAUCCCAGGCAGAAGAAACCAUGCCUGGAAACCAUGGAUGGUCGCCGUCACUGCCACAGCCAUCUUGGUGGCUUUGGCACUAAUUGUUGGUGUCCUUGUUUACUUUUUGGUGUAUGACCAGAAGACUCAUUACUACCAGGCCUCUUUAUGGAUUCCCAGUUUUGAAUAUAGCUCAGAUUUGUCCAAAGAGCAGUCAAAACCUCGGAAUAACCUGACACAAAGAAUCAACAAUGAGAUCGAUGUGAUAUUUCAAAGAUCCAGUUUAAAGCACCACUAUGUCAAAUCUCAAGUUGUCAAAUUUCGGCCAAGUAAUGAUGGUUUGAAAGCAGACAUACUGAUCAUAUUUCAGUUUUUCAAUAGCAAUGUGGGAACUUUGAAAAGACAAGCUGAUAGCAUUUUGCAUAUGAAGUUGCAAUCCAACCAGAGCUUCUUGAAGAGAGACAUUUCAUUACCUUAUCUUAGAGAAAUGAAUGCAGCACAAGCAGAGCAUAUUCUAAACAGCGGUUGUGGCUUGGGGUUGGAGUAUCCACCCACAGCAAGAAUUGCUGAUGGCAAACCUGCAGACAAAGCCUCCUGGCCAUGGCAAAGCAGCCUGCAGGUGGACAGGAUCCACCUAUGUGGUGCAUCUCUCAUUGGCUCCCAGUGGCUUGUGACCUCUGCUCACUGCUUUGACACUUACAAAAACCCCAAACUGUGGACAGUCAGUUUUGGAGCCACCCUAAGCCAACCACUGAUGACGCGAAGGAUGGAGUCCAUCAUCAUUCAUGAGAACUAUGCCGCCCACAAGCACGAUGACGACAUUGCUGUGGUCAAGCUCUCCAGCCCCGUCCAGUUUUCCGAAAAUUUGCGCAGAGUCUGUCUCCCAGAUGCUACUUUUCAAGUCAGACCGAAGAGUAAAGUGUUUGUGACUGGAUGGGGAGCGUUGAAAGCAAAUGGUCCCUUCCCCAAUUCUCUACAAGAAGUUGAAAUAGAGAUCAUAAGUAAUGAUGUAUGUAACCAAGUUAAUGUGUACGGUGGGGCUGUGUCAUCAGGAAUGAUAUGUGCUGGAUUCUUGACAGGAAAACUAGAUGCCUGUGAGGGCGAUUCUGGAGGGCCUCUGGUCAUAUCACGUGAUAGAAGUAUCUGGUAUCUUAUCGGAAUUGUUAGUUGGGGAAUAGACUGUGGAAAAGAAAAUAGGCCUGGGAUUUACACCAGAGUGACUCAUUAUCGGAACUGGAUUAAAUCUAAAACUAACAUCUAAUGCACCAGCCACGGUCUUAUCCAAUCUCGA